AUGGACGGCCUUCGGGGGAUGAUAUUCGCCGCCCAGAACCGACUGCAUUACCUGCUCAACCGACAGAGCCACAAUGUCACCAGUACGGCCGAUCGCUAUCGCCUCCGCCGCGGCCGUCAUCCACCGCCUGGUUUUGACCAGUGGUUCGAGUUUGCGCAAGCUAGGAAUGCUGUCGUUGUGGAGGAGUUCUUCGACCAAAUCUACAGCGAUUUGAGUCCAUACUGGGGAGUCGAACCGGCCGACUUGCGUCGCCAGGCGAGUGGCUUUGCACAGCGUAUCACGGUGCGGGACCAUGUUUCCAGAGCUAUCGUAGACCUUGAAAAUAGCGACCGACUAGCUGCAUGGCAUAACCUGAUUUCCACCAUUCAGGAGUAUCUCCCGGACAUGGAUAUCCCAGUGAAUACUAUGGAUCAGCCUCGGAUUGUCAUGCCAUGGGAAGCCAAGUCACAUUACGUGCUCAAAGACUAUUCCUGCCAGCGAGUCUGGAGCCCCGGGGAUGUGGUUUCGGAGUACAUGCCGUUGCCCAAUCCAGGCAUAGUGCAGCCCCGACCGUAUCAGCCUCCGGUCAUUGACAUAGCGCCUUCGAGCUUCUGGGACGUGGUGCGGGAUGGGUGCCCAUCCGACACUUCACCGCGGAGCACCUCUCUUCCCCAGAUUGACUUCUCCAGUCCUCCCCCAGAACUCGACAAUUACCGUCACAUGCUACAAGAUGGCUAUGUCAGUAACUGGCCUCAGUCCAAAGACCCAUGCGCCCGACCGGAGCUACAGGUUCUGCAUGGUACAUUUAUCGAGCCUACCGCCGUCUCUGUCGCCCACGAACUGUUUCCCGUAUUUGGUGACUCAAAACUAUCCGUGAACAAUGACAUUUUACUUCCUUCGGCCAAUGACUGGACGAGCGAAGAUGAUUCCCGUUCUGAAGAUAGAAACAAUGAAGAUUGGAUUCUGUAG
Molecule: messenger RNA, 948 nt
Organism: Aspergillus melleus
Lineage: Eukaryota; Fungi; Ascomycota; Eurotiomycetes; Eurotiales; Aspergillaceae
Exons: 2
Coding region: 1-948 (315 amino acids)
Source: RefSeq, a predicted model, not a curated record